AUGGGACUGACUUGGAUGGGGCUGACUAGGAAUGGGCAAGACUUAGAUGGGGCUGACUUAGAUGGGGCUGACUUGGAUGGGAAUGACUUGGAUGGGACUGACUUGGAUGGGACUGACUUGGAUGGGCUUGACAUGGAUGGGGCUGACUUGGAUGGGGCUGACUUAGAUGGGACUGACUUGGAUGGGGCUGACUUGGAUGGGGCUGACUUGGAUGGGGCUGACUUGGAUGGGACUGACUUGGAUGGGGCUGACUUGGAUGGGGCUGACUUGGAUGGGACUGACUUGGAUGGGACUGACUUGGAUGGGACUGACUUGGAUGGGACUGACUUGGAUGGGGCGACUUGGAUGGGACUGACUUGGAUGGGACUGACUUGGAAUGGGACUGGCUUGGAUGGGACUGGCUUGGAUGGGACUGACUUGGAAUGGGACUGA
Nematostella vectensis (starlet sea anemone) is the source of this 432-nucleotide messenger RNA. RefSeq names its product secreted effector protein PipB2-like. The record is from RefSeq and is a predicted model, not a curated record. Lineage: Eukaryota; Metazoa; Cnidaria; Anthozoa; Actiniaria; Edwardsiidae. The transcript has a single exon. Bases 1 to 432 code for a protein of 143 amino acids.